AGCCCUGCAGCUCCAGCAGCGUUGCACCCGCUGCAGCGGGCCCACAUGGUGUCAGUCUGCCCGACCUUCUCCUCGCGAACGCCGGCAGACCCACCGGGCUCCAUGGGUGACGGCUACCGCUCUACAGGGCUAAACGGAGCCGUCCUCGGCGCUCUAAAGAAGGCACGGAGAACGAUCGAGACGACCGGGACAUGUCAGAAAGCUCUUCGGGUGUGAAAACUCUCAGCGGCAGUUUCCCCAAAUCCCACCUGUCUCACUGCUCCGACCUCAGUGCUGCUCACACGCCCGUGUCUGCGGACCGGAGCCCCGACUCUGGACUAGCAUCCACCCCUCUUCCAUCAGAUCGCUUUCGAUUUGUGUCGUGGCAUCGCCUGGAGCAGUGUGACGUCACAGGGGACCAGCUGACCUGCCCCAGGGUCAGAGAAGGGCCUUCGGACGAGGAGCUCUUUCACAGACAAAGAAAUGACGUUAGUUUGGAGAGAGGGAGGAGCACCAGGAGACAGGAGGAAGGACAGAGUUGGGAGGAGAGACUGCAGGAAAACUGGGAAAACUGUCUGGAGCUAAAUCUGUCCUAUCAAGACCUGGGUGACGCGUUCCAGCAGGAGAACUUCCUCCGGAUCCUCCGCCGCCUGAUCCGCGUGGAGAAGCUACAGCUCGUUGACAACUCCCUCACAAACCUGAGUUCCGUACGUCUGCCAAGGUGCAGAAUGUUGAACCUGCACCACAACCGCCUGGUGUGUCUGCGUCAGCUGCCAAAGCUCCCGGCCGUGGAGCACCUUUGCGUGUCUGAAAACGCCAUCAGCUCCCUGGACGGACUGGGAGCGCUGAGGAGCAGCCCGCUGCACUCGCUGAGCCUGAGCCGCAACCCCGUGACCUUCGCCCACGACUACCGCGCGCGCGUUUUCUCCUGUUUGCCAAAGCUGGAAGUCCUGGAUGGAAUCCCCAAGCUGCCAGAGGACUGUCUGGCCGCCAGACCACGGUUUCCAGAACCGACCAGGAUGUGCAACAUUUUGUGAUGGGUUCUGUGCCUGGGUGUGUUUGGAUGCGACCCGGCCCAGACCCCGUCCUGCCUGCAGGCGGGCGGCACCGGUCCUUCACAAAAGCCAAGUGGUGUUUAGUUACUUACACCGCCGUCGCUGAAGACACUUUUUAGACAGAAAAACUGAUUUUAACAAUGUGAUAUCGAGUGUAACUGUGAUAUUUUUUUCUAAAGAGGAUUUUAGAUAAUAAAUGGAAAAUACAG
Molecule: messenger RNA, 1243 nt
Organism: Betta splendens (Siamese fighting fish)
Lineage: Eukaryota; Metazoa; Chordata; Actinopteri; Anabantiformes; Osphronemidae
Product: dynein regulatory complex subunit 3
Exons: 7
Coding region: 192-1016 (274 amino acids)
Source: RefSeq, a predicted model, not a curated record